Messenger RNA from Aspergillus niger, 795 nucleotides. RefSeq lists its product as uncharacterized. The transcript has 3 exons. Bases 1 to 795 code for a protein of 264 amino acids. The record is from RefSeq and is a predicted model, not a curated record. Lineage: Eukaryota; Fungi; Ascomycota; Eurotiomycetes; Eurotiales; Aspergillaceae. Gene Ontology annotation, molecular function: catalytic activity.
AUGUCCUGGACGCACCUUAUCCGCUUCAUCGCCGUCGAAGACAGCCAAACCCACCUGGGCCAACUCGUCGACCCCACCCGCGAUGUCGGCGAGGACAGCGUCAACGGCGUCGAUAUAGCAGCCUACCUCCUCUCUCCCCUCUCCCCUUCCAUAUGCAGCUACAUCCGCUGCCUGGGCCUCAACUACACCGACCACGCCAAAGAAGCAAACCUCUCCCUUCCCUCUGCGCCAACAAUCUUCUCGAAGCCCCGGACGGCCUUGAACGGCCCGUACCCGGCCACAAUCAACAUCCCGAAAUGUGCCCAAGACGAAACAAGCGACUACGAAGCGGAGCUGUGCUUCGUCAUCGGAAAGACAGGUCGCGAUAUCCCUGAAUCAGAGGCACUUGAUUAUGUUCUGGGGUAUACGGCGUCGAAUGACGUCUCCGCGCGAGGAUUGCAGUUUAUUACGUCCCAGUGGGGAUUCUCGAAGGGGUUGGAUGGGAGCUGUCCUAUUGGACCCGUCCUAGUCUCCACGUCUGCGAUCGCAGACCCCCAGACUCUCUCUGUUCAGGCUAUCCACAAUGGUGAGAUAUGCCAGGAUGGACACACGGAGAAUAUGAUUUUCUCGGUUAAGAAGACCAUCGCGUACCUCUCACAAGGUACAACGCUGGAGGCCGGGACUAUUAUUCUUACCGGAACGCCGGCAGGAAUUGGGUUCUUCAAAGAGCCGAGGGUGGUGUUGAGGAAUGGAGAUGAUAUUCGGGUGAAGAUUGGGGGGAUUGGAACGUUGGUUAAUAAGGUUAGAUAUGAGUAG